UUUCUCAGCCUGCUCUCCCACAAUUCAACAAGCAACAAAGGCAAGGGAGAGAGGAAGAGUCCGUCACAAAGUAUUAGAAAAAAAUGAAAUAAAUAGAUUGUUGUUGAAAAAUUACGAUGCAGCAUAUAAACAGCCGUAGAUAAAAGGGGGAACCAUUGCAACGCACUUUUAUUUUGUUUUGCUAGCUAGAUACGGUAGCUCCUUCCACGAGAUGCUUUUGACUGCUAAGCUAGCUUGCCGACUGGCUAAGCUAAGUAGCUAGCUAGCUAGCUCAGUUCUGUCUUCUAAAAUUUUCAAAUUUCGGUAAAACCCAAUUAAAGUGUACAUUACCACGAAUGCAGAUGGCAAUCUAACGAAGGGAUGAGUGCUGUGCAGUGUAUAUGACCAGCUGUCUCCAGCCUGAUGGGAGGACUCUGUGGAUAGCAGCACCUUCAUCAGGACCCCAGGAGGAGAGCAGCCAUCCCGUCCAAGUCUCAUGCCCCACGCCCCUCCCCUGCCAAGGAGGGCCGUUCAGAAUGAAGAAAAUCAGCCUUAAGACCAUCCGCAAGUCCCUCAACAUCAACAAAGGCAAGGAAGAAGGAGGGGGGGAUUUUGUCAUGCUCCAGCAGCCCUCGCUAGCGGCCGACUUCUCCAAGGAGGACGCUCUUUUCGGGGGCUGCUACAACAAAGACCUGGCGGGCUGCGACCUGGGAGGUGGUGGUGGAGGAGUGGAAGAAGAGGAUAAGGCGGGACACAACAAGGGCCGUUCUAAGAGCGAGAGCCUGAUGGGUUCUCUGAAGAGGAGGCUGUCGGCCAAGCAGAAGGCCAAAGUCAAAGGGGGCUCCACAGCCAUGGGGUCAGCUGAUGACGACGAUACCUUUUCCUCCUCCUCUGUGCCCAUCAGCUUCAACGAGGUCAAGGCCCAGCGGCCGUUACGAUCGGCAUCCCUCCGCAGCCACCAUUACAGCCCCUCUCCCUGGCCCCUGCGGCCUGUGAACUCAGACGAGGCCUGCAUCAAGAUGGAGGUGAAAGCUAAAGCCAUGGUCCACUCCCCGAGCCCCAGCCCAAACCUGAAUGGCGUGCGGAAGGAUUUCCACCACCAGGGUUUCCAGAUGGAGGGCAUCUUCCAUGAGCAGGCCGUGAAGAACCUCCAGGAGCAGGCCGAGUCCCUGAAGAACCUCCAGCAGCCCCAGAAUGGAGACCAGCUGCACCUGAACAUUGACGAACACGUGCCUGUAGUCCUGGGCCUCACGCCGCAGGACUACAUCCAGUACACCAUGCCUUUAGAGGAGGGAAUGUACCCAGAGGGGUCCCACUCUGUCUCCCACUCCUUCUGCCUAGAGGGGUCCUUGCCCAUGGAGGUGGUGACUGAGGCGGACAGUAGCUCUCUCCACCUCCACGCUGACCACCAGAGUCAGGAAGACCAGGAUCUGGUGAGUAUGAACCUGAACCUGUCGGCGGACCUCUUCAUGGAGUCUGUGAAUGGCCUCCUCAUCGGCUCUAAUGGGGUGAUGCUCCAGAGCUCCAGGGACAGGGUCGAUGCCACAACACCCCCCCUCUCUCCCCUCCUGCCCCUGCUAUCCAGCAACGAGAUCCCCAGGACUUGCUCCGGGUUCAGUGGGGUGGACAUCCACGUGGCGGAGCGGGUGAGGCACCACUUGAACUUUGACCCUAACUCUGCUCCGGGCGUGAGCCGGGUGUAUGACUCAGUCCAGAGCAGCGGGCCCAUGGUGGUGACCAGCCUGACUGAGGAGCUGAAGAAGCUAGCCAGGCAGGGUUGGUACUGGGGGCCCAUCACACGCUGGGAGGCUGAGGAGAAGCUGGUCAACCUGCCCGACGGUUCAUUCCUGGUCAGGGACAGCUCGGACGAUAGGUACCUCCUCAGCCUUAGUUUCCGCUCCCAGACCAAGACCCUCCACACCCGCAUCGAACACUCCAACGGACGCUUCAGCUUCUACGAGCAGCCCGACGUGGAGGGACACACGUCCAUCGUGGACCUGAUUGAAUACUCCAUCAAAGAUUCGGAGAACGGAGCCUUCUGUUAUUCUAGAUCUCGCUUACCAGGGUCCGCCACCUACCCCGUCAGGCUGACCAAUCCCGUGUCUCGGUUUAUGCAAGUGCGCUCCCUGCAGUACCUAUGUCGGUUCGUGAUCAGACAGUACACCAGGAUUGACCUGAUUCAGAACUUGCCUUUGCCCAACAAGAUGAAAGACUACCUGCAGGAGAAGCACUACUGACGGGGUUGACACAGACAUGAGAUGGGACAGACAAUGGUAGCAACUUGCACUUUUGGGUUCAGUUUAAGAGAUUUAACAAAGGUUUACAGACAUCCAUCGUUUCGAGAAGAUCGAUUGGGUUCCAUUGUCUCUUUGUUUUUGCCCAGGGAUGUGUCCGAAAUGGAACACUAUUCCGUAUGUAGUGCAGUACCUCUGCCCAAAACACUGGCUAAAAAUAGUGCACUAUAUUGGGAAUAGUGAGCCUGUUCAGAUUUGCCCAAGGUGAUGUUUCUCACUGUCCAGUCCCCCAUUCCACAGUUAAAGGGUUAAGUCAUUGUCGCUCAGACUCAGUUUCUGGCCAAACCUCCAGAGACAUAUCGUUGAAUCUUGUAUAUGAAUCUGUCACAGAAGUACAAAGCAUGAUUAAGUUACAGCAAACAUACUUUAUCAACAGUGAGAUAUGGAGAUCCAAUAUUUCUCUCUCCAGUUGCUGUAGAAGAAUGGAAACGCUAGAAUUGCAAGUUUAGCCUUCUGAAUAACAUAAAUUAUUUUCCUUCUGGCUCAAAUUUACAGAUUUAAAAUAAGGUUUCACUUAACUGGCUUAGGUUUGACAUCUUAAAAGGCUGCAGUGAAGGAAAUGAAAUAAAUAUCUGGGCAGAUUUUAGGGCAUGAUCCUUUUGACGCUUCAUUUAAACAUUUACUUGAAAGAUAUCCAACAACAACGCAGUGGGGCAUAUCUUCGGCAUCUUAAACAAACUGAAGUAGAAGCACUGCAGUAAUGUAAAUCAGAGGCCAAAAGUAUUUUUAAGCAACAACGUAAUUCCUUAAUUUCACAGGGUGAAUUCAACCUUUUUUAUUUGCCAUCCAUCAAGUUGGUUAUUGACAACUGCUUGGGCUAAUAAGAAACGUAAGCUGUGUGUGGGUGUGUGUAGCCUAGACUAUUUGAUCUCGCCCACUAUAAAGGUACUGUUAAAGGAUAGGUAAAAGCUAGUUUAUAUGUCACCAUGCACUUCUACUUAAUAUUUAUGCAUCAGUAUGGGGGCUUUUUACAUGCAAAUACCAGUAAGUAAUGAAUAAUUAACCCGAAGAUAAACAUUUAAAUGCUUCCCUAUUAGGAGUCUGUCACAAAAGCUGCGCUAGGACAAAUUAACAAGUGCCAUGUUCAGUACAGUAUGCUUGGCUCUGCGUGCAGGAACUGCUUUUGAACUGUUAAAUACAGUAGACUGUAGAUACUUAGACCUAUACACAGUGCACAGGAGAGGAAAGUAUAACUGUACAAGUCAAAAGGGAAAGCCACAAAUACAUUGUUGUUUUUACUGCAGCAUUUAUCAGUAAGCUAAUUAAGGAAACAAAAAACGUCUCUUAGUUUUGCCCAGCUGACCCAUUUCUGGUAUAGAAAGUGUCUAAAUGCAGUUCUGGAGCCUUUUUGUGUCAACAUAUGAGCUGGAACCUGGUGAAAGGAAUCUAAAAAAUGGGGCUGAUCUUAGGCCGAGGGAUUUUGGGAAAUGCCAGAAUAGAUUAAAAUUGGAGCCCCUUCCUCAUAUUUGGGAGGGAGUCAGGUCAGUGGUACGUGACAGAAUUCCCAGCACGUAAUGGCACAGUAAUGUCCUGCUCGAUAGAGAAUGAGAUCGAGGCUUUUGUGUGUAGUUUGCCCAAUGAUUUGCUUGAGUGAUGUCACUGAUUGCCAUUGUCACGCUGUCUGUCUCACACUCAUGGCAGUUUUGCAGUUUGACAUUUAAAAAUGUAUCCACUGUCAUAAUUAUUGUCAAUGCUCCCUCCACAGAACAAUGGUAACUUACAUAUUCACAGUCUUGCCAGGCUGUUUGUAUUGGAACAAAGGGAAAAAGCACACAGUAUGCUACACAAGUGCUCUAUAACAUAUACUUUGACAGGGAGUCACAGUUUUACAUACAGUGGGGAGAACAAGUAUUUGAUACACUGCUGAUUUUGCAGGUUUUCCUACUUACAAAGCAUGUA
Molecule: messenger RNA, 4172 nt
Organism: Coregonus clupeaformis (lake whitefish)
Lineage: Eukaryota; Metazoa; Chordata; Actinopteri; Salmoniformes; Salmonidae
Product: suppressor of cytokine signaling 6-like
Biological process (GO): intracellular signal transduction; phosphatidylinositol phosphate biosynthetic process; regulation of growth
Cellular component (GO): phosphatidylinositol 3-kinase complex
Molecular function (GO): 1-phosphatidylinositol-3-kinase regulator activity
Source: RefSeq, a predicted model, not a curated record